UUGCACAGCAGUCUUGAAAUGAAGAUACUGUCGUGCCUGUUUAUUCCAGUUUCACAGACCUGUGUCAUCAUCGUGUGAACAGGAAGGAAGUGGAGAAUGACGACCAGCGUUGAGUCUUUAUAUAGAGAGUUGAGAUUGCAGAUCUUUGAGCUGUCACAUCUCACCAGCUGGAGGAAUCUAAGUAGAGUGGCGUCUUCUGAACUGAACUGAACUGUGGACUGAAAUGAAACUCAGAGAGGAAAACUGGGAAAACCGACACUAUCAGCUCUGCCCUAUGGAUCUCGGAUUGUUCCAGGCUCUGGAGAGAGAACGAGUCCUGGAGGUUCUUCAGAGAGACAAAGCACUUCGAACCAUCGAAGCAGACAGAAUCAGGAGGCUAAAGGUAGAACUUCAAGGUAUCUAUCGUCAGGGUGCCAAGACCAUUACUCGUCCGUAUGGUCAGAGAUCGUGUGCGAGAUGUCAGCGACCUCUGGGGAAGUUCUGGGACUGUGGUUCGGUGUGCUGUGGAUGCAGUCACCGCAUCUGUAACCGCUGCCGGGUCGUCCGGUCCGCUAGAGAGUGGAAGUGCACAAUGUGUCAUGCAUUCAGGGAAUUUAAGAUCAAAUCUGGCGAAUGGUUUCUGGAGCAGCAAGCAAAGAAAUUUACGGAUGCCAAAGGAAACAGUCACGAGACCACCGGAGACAAACUGUUACAGUCUUAUCAACGGCUCAGCUUCAUUGCAGUCGUGCCUCCAACUCCUCCUCCCUUUAAAGAAGUCCCAUCAUUUAACAAUUCAGAGGAUCCCAAAAUAUCAAAGGCGUUUACUAAAUCUAUGGAGAACCUUAUGAUUUCUGUCAGUGCUCACAUAAAAAAGCUCUCCAAGUCUCAGAAUGAUUUGAGCGUGGAAGCCGGUCAGCUGACUGUGGAUUACGGGCGCAUGAACUCGAGACGCAAGAGUCUUUCAGAGAGCGCCCUCAACAGAGCCUGCAAUCUGUGCAAAGCUCCCAGUCUUCCCGAUCUUUCCCAGAACACCAAAUCCUCGGAGCAGUACGCAUCAUCAAGCACGGUUUACCUGACAGAUGACGAUGGUUCAUUUACAUCCGCAUACAGCGAUGAGCACAGGGACAGCAACAGCAGCACAGGAAUGGAUUGUGGGUUCUUUGAAAACAGUGUGACUGGAGAAAUAGAGGUUGCCUUUGGGUACGACAACAGGACGUCCUGUUUGGAGAUAACUAUCAAAGCCUGCAGAAAUCUGAUGUUUGGAGAUAUGAGGAGGAAAUGUCAUCCGUAUGUAAUGGUCCAUUUGCUUCCGAAGAAAUAUCACAAUAAUAAGAUGAAAACAGCAGUCAAGAGGGGAAAUAACCCGGUUUACAAUGAAGCGUUUACAUGUACACUUGAGCGUGAGCAGCUGGUCAGCAGUGUGGUUCAGGUCUCAGUCUGGCACUCCAGAGGACUCAAGCGGAAGCUCUUUCUGGGUGAGACUCUCCUCCGUCUGGCAGACUUCAGUCUGGAGAACACACACACUCAGCGCUCCGUCUGGAACACACUCGGCCCUAAGCAGAGACAUUCACUGGGUGGCGAUGUGGAGCUGUUCACCUCAGACCUGCUGCUGCUUAAAGCACAACUACAGUUCCUGACACACACUGACGACACUUUGAUGGGAUCUGCAGGACAGCUGAAAGUUGUCAUCACUGAUGUGUGGAAGCUCUCCGUCUCAAAAACAGCUUACAUCGAGGGGAUUCUUCAUCUUCCCGGAGAGAGAGAGCUGGUGCAGAGAACUGCACUGAAGAAGACUGAUUCUCUCCAGAUGAGCUUCAGCAGAGUCUCACUUCAGGAGCUCCAGCAGGCCAUCCUGCAGAUCAACCUGUGGGAGAAACACACCUUCAGCCUCGCUGACCGCUUACUGAGAUCAGCACGACUGGCCGGCGAAUCCUCAUGGCAACGCCUCCAGCAGAUGCCAGGAGAGUGGCAUGACUUCGUUCUUCCACUUCACGCAACUGUCAGCACAAACAUGAGGUCAUAACUGAAGAACGUGGACCCUUUCCAUCGACCCACAGAUCCUGGCAUGUGGCAGUUGUGCUCACAAGAGGCCACAGAAUCCUGCGAACAGACUCUCAUUUCUUGCAUCCCAUUUCAUCAGACAUGAACAGUUUUGAUGUUUUAUUUCAUGUAAUAUGUAUAAAUUAUUUCAUAAAUUAAUAAACUGAAUAUAUCUACAAAGAUGGUAUGCGGUACGUUAUUAUACACUGAACUUCUUAAAUAAGACACCCAGAUUUGUUGUUCAUAAAUCUUUAUUUCUAAUAUAAUAAACACCUCUUGGGGGAAAAUAAAUAAAUCCAGUUGUUGUGAAUCUCAA
Molecule: messenger RNA, 2335 nt
Organism: Rhinichthys klamathensis goyatoka
Lineage: Eukaryota; Metazoa; Chordata; Actinopteri; Cypriniformes; Leuciscidae
Gene: sytl3
Product: synaptotagmin-like 3
Exons: 16
Coding region: 224-2002 (592 amino acids)
Biological process (GO): exocytosis; intracellular protein transport
Cellular component (GO): exocytic vesicle; plasma membrane
Molecular function (GO): small GTPase binding; neurexin family protein binding
Source: RefSeq, a predicted model, not a curated record